GCGACGCUGCAGUAUCGCUCACAGGCAUUUCUAAAACAAUCUCUCUGCUUGAUCAACCUUAGCUGACAUAAAAAAAACCAUUCACCAUCACUGUCCAUGAAGCAACCCUUCUCUCAGGCAUUUCAUCGAACAGCUUCACUGCAAUGAAGAAGAGAUCUAUUCCUCGAACACCAGAGAAACAGAUGGUUGAUGUUCAACGAAUUCAGAUACAGAGAAGGGGGUUGAGUAAAAGGAGAGAUUUGUCGAAUCGAGUUUAUGUUUCUGAAGAAAUCAGAGAAGAGACCAUUUCAAGAGCUGAGAAAGUCCAGGAUGAAUUGGAGAGUGGUUACCCAAGUUUUGUGAAGUCUAUGCUUCAAUCACAUGUUUCUGGUGGCUUCUGGCUGGGACUUCCAGUUCAAUUCUGUAGAUCUCACCUCGGGAAACAAGAUGGUGUCAUAACUUUGAUAGAUGAAGAAGGCGAGGAGUAUGAGACUAUCUACUUAGCGAGAAAGAAUGGACUUAGUGGUGGAUGGAUGGGGUUUGCUAUUGCUCACAAUCUAUCAUAUGGGGAUACUCUUGUUUUCGAGUUAGUUCGUCGUACCGCUUUCAAGGUUUACAUUACAAGAGUUGGAAGUUCUGGAGAAAGCUCAAAAGAUAUGAGCUGAUCAUGUCAGGAAUUUGGAUAUGACCUGAGUUAGAAGUUUAUUGCCCUUUUGUCUUUUGUAUGUAAGAUGCUAACUCUAGGCUAAUUGUGCUCUUCACUGCUAAAUCUGAUAUUU
Molecule: messenger RNA, 758 nt
Organism: Arabidopsis arenosa
Lineage: Eukaryota; Viridiplantae; Streptophyta; Magnoliopsida; Brassicales; Brassicaceae
Source: the annotation of a GenBank genome assembly